UAUAGAUCCGUGAGCUGCGAGUGUCUGCGUGUCUAACUGCGCCCAACUUCGUGUUUGACCAAAGAAACCUGUAACGGAACUACUGCCAGUUAGAUGCCAGAUUUAAACUCGAGGAAAGUACGCCAUCCCCACCACACACGCACAAACACAUCCCACAGACAUGGCCGAAAGGCAUGAAGACAACUCUCAACGGUUCAACACGGAGGGACACCAACAUAACAGUGAUGACAAAAGCUUAGCCAGAUCGUGUCAGGCCUCCUCCUCUUCCUCCUGCACUGGGGAUGGAGGAAGUUCACCAGGAGGUGAGGGCAAGCGGAGGGAGCAGGACAUUGCGUCAUGUUGCCGGCUUGACGACCUGAAGAAGUGCCACAAGAAGCUGGGUUGGCUGAGCUUCAGCAGUACGCACACCGUCCUCAUCGAUGUGUCCAUUUUCAACGCUUCAAAACAAGUUCGGCCCCAAGAAGGGAGAGACAUGUGGCACAGUAGCUUUGUGAAGAUGCCCUUUUCGCCAGCAAGUGUCAUAACCAUCAAGACUGGAUUGAGGAAGCUGCCCACCCAGGUGAACAGGUGGGAAAUUAUCUCCAAGAAACUGGAUGGUCUGGCCAGUAAGAAGAAACUGGAAGUUGAUGAUGUGGCGGAAGUUAUCAUCAAAUUCAACCCACAAUAUAAAGAUCAGUGGACCUUUGAUGCCCUCUUCUCCUUAGUCAAGUGUAUCCCGAAAGAAGAAAACUACUUCAACACACUGUUUCCGAAGAUCGCGGCGUUGGCUCUCAGCCUCCCCCAGCAUGUGAAGAAGGCCAUCCCACUGCUUCAGACGGGGAAUUGCGCCGUCAUCACUCUGUCACAAGUCCAGAUAUCCUGCCUGCUUGCAAACGCGUUUUUCUGCACCUUCCCACAUCGCAACACGUCCAGACCCAACGCAGAGUACCACAACUACCCCCCCAUUAACUUCAACAGUCUGUUUGGAAACUGGUCGGAUCGGAAGAAAGAAAAGCUGAGGGCCAUCAUGCAUUAUUUCAAUGUGGUUACAGAUGAGAGAACUAAACCACAAGGACUGGUGACAUUUGAGAGGCGUUGCUUGAGAGACUCAGAGUUGCGGAGCUGGAGAAGCUGUGAUGAGAAGCUGUCCAAUCUAUAUGUGACAUCUAAAGGCAACAUCGAGGCCAACUGUGCAGGGAUGUUACAGGUAGAUUUUGCUUCCCGUUGGAUUGGCGGAGGUGUGCUGGGCUCCGGACUGGUGCAGGAAGAGAUCUUGUUCCUAAUGAAUCCAGAGCUGAUAGUUUCCCGACUCUUCACCGAGCGACUGGCGGACAACGAGUGUCUGUUUGUUACAGGCUCUCAGCAGUUCAGCGAAUACUCUGGUUUUGGAGCCAGCUUUGAGUGGGCGGGGCCUCAUAAGGACAAACUGAAACGGGAUGAGUGGGGCCGGCUGCAGAGGCAGAUCUUAGCCAUUGACGCUCUACACUUCAAAAACCCAAGGGAACAGUACAGUAUGAUCAAGGUCACACGAGAACUGAACAAGGCAUUCUGUGGAUUUAAAGGACAUGGGGAUGAUGAGCCAGACAUCGCCACGGGCAAGUGGGGCUGUGGAGUCUUCAAUGGAGACCCUCAACUCAAAGCUGUGAUCCAGCUGAUGGCCGCAGCAAAGGCCAAGAAAGGACUGGCCUUCUUCACCUUUGGCGAUGAAGAACUGGCAAAUGGCCUGAAGCAGAUCUAUCACCUGAUGGUCACAGAAGGGAUUACAGUUGAGAAACUGUACGGACUUCUCGAGGACUACUGUGCUGUUCAGCAGGCCGACAGCCACUCGCAUGUGGAUCUGUUCAAGUUCAUCAGAGACAACAUUAGGUGUUCCAGAAGUCACCUGUGAAGUCAGAUUCAUUUCCACGUCUGCAUCUGAUUUGCACGAAACUAUAGCGGGAAAGAUUUUCUUGCAGAAAUUAGCAAGCUUCGAAACAAUGUCUUAUGUUACACAGCAGUUAUGAUUAUUUCACAUAGAGAAAGAGAAGUUCACCAAAACAACAAAUCCACGUUAUCACAGGACGCAAAUGUUUUAUUUAACUCCUCACUGGCAGAUUGGAAGUGAACAGUUGUUGAAUGCUCGCCACUCAAAACAUUUGCGCAUGUGUGAAAAUAAGACUUCGAGGGGGCCAAUUCAAUUUUUUGAUUUUGUUUUGAAUUCUUAAAAUUCAGAAGACAAUAGAGUGUAAACUAAUGAAUUAUGAUUAAUGUACUAAACUUAUUGAAAAUUACAAUAUGUUCACUGACAGAGGCUGAGAGCCUUAUUCACUAAACAUGUUAAAGGGACAGUAAACCGAAAAAAUGUAAAUGCCCUCAUCUACUCACCACUACGCCGAUGGAGGGGUGGAUGAAGUGUUUGAGUCAACAAAACACGUCUGGAGUUUCAGGGGUAAACAGUGUUAAAUCCAUAUCCAUUACAAUUGAAAAUGAUGGUGACAGAGACCAGACGUAAUAAAACAGCUGGAAGUUUAGAGUCCGUCCAGAGAACUAAUGAUUUACCACGUGUGUACUCCAGCAGGUAAUUCACCUUCUCAGCCAUGGAUAAAGAACUAACUUUUAAAGUCAUAUUCUAACAACAGUGAGUUGAUUGAUGAGAAGAUUUCCCAGGAAAUGCUUUGUCAGGUUUUGUCUGUAAAUCCCAGAACCAGAGCUCCCAAGUUUCAAGUUUCAAGGUUCAAGUUUAUUUGUGAUUACGCCCAUACGUGUAAAAAAUACAGUGGAUUUAAACAGUUAAAAAACUAUGCAAAAAAGCAGCAGUUUGAAAAGACAAGUGCAAUUAAGUGCCUGAAUUAAAAUGUUUACAAUUUUUUUUUUUAUUAAGUGCAAAAUAAGCACAGUUUGAUUAUGUAUAGUAAAAGGAGAUUUCAUGGCCACUGUGGAAUUAUCCAGUAUAAUCACUUUAAAUUAACCACAUUAAUGUCCGUUACGUGCUGUGUUUUCUUUCUCUCCCCCUCUCAUAUCUCCUCCAGGUUGGAGCUACAGAUGCACCUCCACUGGCACAGCUGAGGCCACUCUGGCAUCAGGGUGUGGCCAAUUAAGACCUUCAGCUGUGCCGGUGAGAGAGGGGGGAGCAGCAGUUCGAGAGCAGAUGUAGCAGAGAUGGGCCGUGUGGGCAGGCGUUGUGCUGGCUUAGUGUAUUGGGUUGUUGGUUGGUGUCUUUCUUUUUCCUCUUCCGCUGUAGGAAGGGGCGUUUUUUGUUAACUGAACGAUUACUUAAUAAAUCCAUAUUUUCUCGUUAAACCUUAA
This is a messenger RNA of Platichthys flesus (European flounder), 3264 nucleotides long. RefSeq names its product poly (ADP-ribose) glycohydrolase, like (gene pargl). The coding region runs from base 161 to 1867 and encodes 568 amino acids. The record is from RefSeq and is a predicted model, not a curated record. Gene Ontology annotation, cellular component: nucleus; cytoplasm. Gene Ontology annotation, biological process: carbohydrate metabolic process; regulation of DNA repair; ATP generation from poly-ADP-D-ribose. The transcript is spliced from 16 exons. Gene Ontology annotation, molecular function: poly(ADP-ribose) glycohydrolase activity. NCBI's taxonomy places the organism in Eukaryota, Metazoa, Chordata, Actinopteri, Pleuronectiformes, Pleuronectidae.